AUGGAAUCUGCACCGCUUUUUAAUAUUAACAGUGGUCUUACUAAUACGCCAUCAGUAACACCGAUAAAACCUCGCUUAGGGCGGUUUGUUGAUGUUUAUUCGCCGGAGCACCUAAAUUUAACUCCAAAGACAAAGCCGCAAUUUGGCACUCCAAUCACCAAUGAAAAACAUAAAUUCUCUACACCUAAAGCUUCUUCAAAUAUUGACAAGAAAUGCAGGACUGUCAAAGCUAAUCACAAGUUGCAAAAUGUCUGGAGCAAUUACUCCUUUGAGGGUAACCAGAGUUUUCCUAAUCUAAAACGACACAUCAGGCCCAUCAAGAUGGAUCUGGAAACUUCAACUAAAAUAAAAAAUUCAGUGGAUUUAGUUAGAGUUGAUGGACCUAAUGGUCUACGAUUCAACACUUCCUUGGUAGCUGGAGAAGUCUCUAGCUCUCCAGCGCAAUCCCAAACUGACAGACUGCAACAGAAUAUAAGCAGCAAAGCAAUCUUUACUAUUGAACCAAAUACUACAAAGAUUCUCAUUGUUAACAACAAGGCAUGUUCCCUCCUGGGAUAUUCAUCUGGUGAAUUAUGCGACCUUUGCUUCUCGGAUUUACUUCACAAUCGAUCUAGUCAAAAGAAAUUUAGUUUACAUGCAGCAGAAGAUGGGGACACAUCCGAAGAUGGUACAGCAAUAUUACUUGGAGGAAAAGUUCUGGAAUUGUUGUCUAAAGAUGGCACUGCUGUCCAAGUAUCAUUGUGGAUUCGACAACUGGAUAAUGAUGGACCUUGCCUGGUAGUUGCAGAGCCAGUCAACUGCAAAACUGUCAUUUUCACAAUAGAAGCCGACACUGGUAUCAUAACUAAUUGUGAAGGUUCCGAUGCUGGUCUUCUAUUUCAAGCAGAAUCCUGUGAAAAGCUCGUAGGAAUUCCAAUAGCGUCUUUGAUUCCAUCCAUACAACUACCACCAUUUGAUCUAGGCAUACCGAAGAAUUUAGCUAAACAGAAAGCAACAGGAAGGACACUGGACGGCUAUUCAUUCCCUCUGUGUUUGUGGAUUUCAAAACCUGAACCAAGUUUAUCAGUUUCAACAACAAAAGUCAAAGAACAUCCACUGUAUGAAGUCAAUGUUAGGGUUACAUAUAAUGUAAGUGGACUACUAGUGGUAGAUGAAUUUGGUAUAAUAACAGCAUGCAAUCAACAUUUCGCCCAACUGACCUUCGGCAAGCCGCAGUCAGAAGUUAUAGGCCAUCACAUUGAGGAUGUUAUACAAAAUUUUUGCAGGGAGAGUGACCUGGUUAAAGUACAGGAAAAUAAUAGAAACAUGACCUUAUCUCCUGUGAACAACGAAAAUGAUGGUUCAGUUUCAGACACGGACGAGGAUUCUUGUGGAGCAUUUAAUGGAAGUCAAAAGUCUGCUUGCAUAUCACUAAACGUGCAGCCGUCUUUACUCUCAACUACAAGAGAAAAGUCCUCCAGUGCCCUCUACUUGGACAAGUCCAGCAGUUUAAUCACGCACACACCGACACCCACUCAAGACAUGGUCUCAAGUCUCAGCACUGAACAACGAAACGAUACAUCGGCCCUUCCUGAUAUAACGUCGGGCAUGUCGGGCAUAUCUAUAGACGAAGACAAUUAUUGCCAAAGCUCGAUAUCAAAAUCUCGAUCAGAAAAUCUACUUCGUUCAGAGCAGAGUCACCCCAUAAAGCAGUUAGGGAAACCAUCGGAGAAAUCUGACUCCAUCUAUUACACAUCUCAACACUCCCAAGAAGUGACCCCGACGGGGAGCUCCCCUAAGACUAGAUUGAAUGACCCAUCGUUGAGACUGUCUCUGGAUUCGAAUAAGUGUAAAAAGGGGAAGGAGGAUCGAAGUAGUGUGUCGUUGGAUUUCUGUGACUCGAAUGAGACAAGCGCGGACUUUUUGACGCCGAUCAAUGAGAUGCCGCCAUCUGGGUGUGAAAUUGAGGAUCUGCCCCACCAUAAUGGGAAUGAAAGUGUUGACAGCUUAAGCAAUGACAUUGAUCUGGAGACGCAAACUGAGUCGGCGCCGCGGAAGAAGUAUGAAGAUGAUCUUCCCGGGACGUCAUGUGUAGCAAAGAAAGCGCUUCGCAGUCACGUGACCACAUCGACUCCGACGCACUCCCGCAACAGCAAACCGGAGUACGACUAUCGACAUAAGGACGGGACUUAUCGCGGCAUAGUGUUACAUAAAGAUGGCACAGAGCUUAAUGUCGUAUACACAGUGUCUAGUAUGCAGUUAGCGAGUGGUCGUAGCGUUCGGUGUGUUUGGCUCGGCGUGAGACGCGAAGAUGCACCGCGUCAUGCCACCCUCGCUUCCAGCCUAAACUCUACCGCUGACAAUUCCCUAGUUCUUGGCAAUAAAUCUGUGAGUAGCAGACCUCAAUCAAUGUCGCUGAUGAGCCAAUGUGGAGAGGAACAAAUCAGUGGUGAAUACAGCAAGCACUAUGUCACACUCAAGCAGAUUGGUAAAGGCGCGUACGGUUGCGUUAAAAUGGCAUACAGAAAAUCGGAUCGCCUUCUCGCUGUGGCCAAGUUUAUAUUAAAAGAAAAAGUUGGCGCGCAGUUUUGGGUAGACGGACCGGACGGAAGGAAGGUGCCCCUAGAACUGAGCUUAUUGAUGACGCUAAAACAUCCAAAUAUCGUGAGUGUUAUUGACAUGUUUGAAAACGAAAAGUACUUCCAAAUGGUGAUGGAGAAACAUGGUGCUGGCAUGGACCUCUUUGAAUUUAUAGAACGGAGACCGAGACUUGACGAGCCGCUGGUGUCUUACAUAUUUAGGCAGAUAGGUCAAGCGGUAGAGUAUCUUCAUUCCUUGAACAUCCUACACCGUGACAUUAAAGAUGAGAACGUGAUCAUAGACAAUAAGUUUCACGUGAAACUAAUAGACUUCGGUUCAGCGACUUUCAUGAGUAAGGAUAUGCUGUUCUCUACUUUCUAUGGAACCACAGAGUACUGCAGUCCGGAAGUUUUGGCGGGAAAUAAGUAUGCAGGUCCCGAGUUGGAGAUGUGGUCAAUGGGAAUAACGCUGUACGUGUUAACGUUUUUCGUUAACCCCUUCUCUGACAUCGAGGACACGAUACACGGCCCCCUCUCCUUUCCGCAACUUGUUUCUGAAGAUCUAGAGCACUUACUUCGUUGGAUGCUGUGCAAAGAACCGAUGCAGCGCUGCACAGUUCCUCAGCUGAUGGCUCACUCUUGGAUCAAGCAGCCAGUUAACAUGGCCCAAUAUGUUUUCCAGGAUAUCGUUGAUUGUGAUCGUCACGAAGCUAACCCGGAGAUGUACUUCAGUGGUAGCGUAUCCCCGCGCAGCGGUUCCCCUGUAUCGCUUGCUGACCCCCUUGUUAAAGAACGUUCGAAUCCAUCUGAAUUUGCAGCGCGUUCGGAGGGUAAGAACGUGUCGAAAGACGAACGCAAACGCGAUCCACAUUCCGACAAUUACAGCUUACGCUCUUCUGCUGACAUUCUCGAUAUAUCAUCGAAGCCAGUAUCAGACGCUGCUUUAACCGACAUUAGCUCGGAUGCCACUGGACACGCUGCUUGCGACAUCGACUACGAUUGUGAACAUUAUGACUGCGACAGCUGGGACGAGUGCGAGCCAGACAGCUUUUCAUAG
Messenger RNA from Leptosia nina, 3615 nucleotides. The record is from the annotation of a GenBank genome assembly. Lineage: Eukaryota; Metazoa; Arthropoda; Insecta; Lepidoptera; Pieridae.